Messenger RNA from Jatropha curcas, 1739 nucleotides. It is a transcript of the gene TRB1, whose product is annotated as telomere repeat binding factor 1. Gene Ontology annotation, cellular component: nucleosome. Gene Ontology annotation, molecular function: double-stranded telomeric DNA binding. Gene Ontology annotation, biological process: nucleosome assembly. The record is from RefSeq and is a predicted model, not a curated record. NCBI's taxonomy places the organism in Eukaryota, Viridiplantae, Streptophyta, Magnoliopsida, Malpighiales, Euphorbiaceae.
UAAUAAUGACAGUAAUAAAAUCUUUUAUGUUCUGUUUGUUCUUAGAAAACCUCUCAUCUUGAUAAUCCUUUCCGUUUCAAAUUUUUCAACAAACCUAAACUAGAUUAUUUAAUUUUAAAUUAUCAGAACGACCAGUUCUUUCUCUCGCUUUCGCUUCCUAGUCAUAACAUACCAUUUUCCUGGUUCUUUGAAUUGGAUCCGUUUGGAAAGUUUCUUUGUGGUGCUCUUGAUGGGUGCGCCUAAGCAGAAAUGGACAGCAGAAGAAGAAGCAGCUUUAAAAGCUGGAGUGAUAAAACAUGGGGCUGGCAAAUGGCGUACUAUACUCAAAGAUCCUGAAUUUAGUGGUGUCUUGUAUUUGCGUUCAAAUGUGGAUCUCAAGGAUAAAUGGAGAAAUAUGAGUGUAAUGGCAAAUGGGUGGAGCUCCCGCGAAAAAUCUAAGUUAGCUGUUAAAAGAGUGCAUCACGUCCCUAAACAGGAAGAGAAUCCUAUGGGUUUAAAUACUGUUGUUCAAAGUGAUGAAGAUUUUUCGGAUACUAAGUCAAUUGUGGUCUCCAAUCCUAUGAUGCAGACUGUUGGUCCCAGGAGAAGUACUGUAAGGCUGGAUAAUCUUAUAAUGGAGGCUAUAACUACCUUGAAGGAGCCUGGUGGUUCUAAUAAGACGACAAUAGCUGCAUACAUAGAGGAACAAUAUUGGCCACCUCAUGACUUCAAGAAGAUAUUGUCUGCAAAAUUGAAGUAUUUGACAUCAAACGGCAAGCUGAUUAAGGUUAAACGCAAGUAUAGGAUUGCACCUACUUCUACAUUUUCUGACAGGAGGAGGAAUUCUUCCAUGUUGUUCUUGGAGGGAAGACAAAGAAUAUCUCCAAAAGUGGAGAGGGACGAUUUCAGUAUGCUUACAAAGGCUCAGAUUGAUUUGGAGUUGGCUAAGAUGAGAACUAUGAGUGCACAAGAGGCUGCUGCAGCAGCUGCUCGAGCAGUUGCAGAGGCAGAAGCUGCUAUAGCUGAAGCCGAAGAGGCUGCAAGGGAGGCAGAGGCUGCAGAGGCUGAUGCAGAAGCAGCACAAGCUUUUGCAGAAGCAGCUUUGAAGACACUGAAAGGAAGGACUCCACCCAAGAUGAUGAUUAGAGCUUGAUGGAGAUAUUGAGAAUUGGUAAAUGACUAAUGAGGGCACUUGAACCACACCGAGAUAGAUGUCCCUCACAUGCUGGGAUUGCAUGUCUGUACAUAUAGAAAAGCCUUUUUUGUAGGGUACACGAUGUAUUUACCUGUGGAUCCUCACGGUUUGGUAGGUUGUAAUUGCAUAGGCAGCUCUUUCUUUUUGACAAUACCAAAUGGGAGCUUGUUAUUUUCCUUCUUUCUGGAAGGAUUCUGGUUUGUGGUCAGAAUUUAUCACCAUGUCAGGUUUUAAGAAAAAAGUAGCUGGAAUGUAGAAAGUAAUCGGAGCAAUGGAAUUCUGACACAGAUGUUUGUUUGUAGUUCUCUUACGAAGAUGUUUGUUUGUAGUCCAUUUUAUGUUUAUUACAAGAGGAAACAGUUUUGGGGUAUUGGUUUAUGCCCCAAUCUGGUCCUAGAUUAUAUUAUUGACGUAUGCACAUGGAUAAGCAUGUGUCCGGAGUUACUUUGCUUUAUUCGAAAUUUCAUUUUGUAAUCAUAUGUAGAAUGGUAGCAGAGAAGCCAUUAGUUAAUCUUCAAUUUGACCUGAAUGUUGAUUUUUCUGAAUAAAUGAUAUCGUUUCCAUG